Molecule: messenger RNA, 1202 nt
Organism: Vitrella brassicaformis
Lineage: Eukaryota; Vitrellaceae
Source: the annotation of a GenBank genome assembly
UCAUUCGACCUCUCGCAUUUCUUCUCCUGCGCUCUUCCAUUGCUGCGUCGUGCGAUAAAGCAUCUCGUCAAUGCGCAAAGGCUCAAACUCGGCGGCAAUCAUGUCUCGGAAAGCGUUGUAGUCAUCGAGACUUAGCAUGUCUGCCUCUUCCUCGAGGAGCGCUUCGUGGAACCGCAGAAGGAGCCCUUUUUCGGCGAACAGAGAGAGAUCCGCCUGGCCAAAAAGGAAGCUUGUCAUUUGUGUGCACUCGUCCACGUAGAUGUCAGCGGGGUCGUAUCGGAAGCCCCACGAUUGGUAGUAGAAACCUAACAUUGAACACACAUCGAAGACACAUCACACAAACAAGACCAUGCCAUUGACCACACACACAUAUGUCCUCUGGGUCUAGAAGCGUACUUGCUCGUGUGAGAAUAUAGACCUCUUUGAUGCUGCUCGUGUCGACCACGGAGACUUGUGUGCAACCCCAGUGGCUGCCGUAUGUGUCCAACCAUGACAGCAUAGAGACUGCACCAUUGGCAAUCAACACCUUCUGACUUGUGAGGGUUUUCAUGCAAUGUAAAAGUAUCGGGGCCGUGUGUGACUGACCGACGAGUGUGUUGCCGCUGACACCAUCGGCCUUUUCCACUCUGCGACAGACAGACAGACAGACAGACCCGUGUGGCCAAGUGCGCAAACGCGUAGUCCCAUUCUCUGCGCACACGCGCAGUACCCUUCCAGGUAGCAGGAGUCCUUGGCGACCACACUGUACUCCAACAGGCAGUACCCCGGCGGCCUCACGUCGAUUCCGUCAACCUUUUGCAGUGAGACCUGCGCGCUUCCAGUCGACCUUUUGCCCACCCGAAGCACCAGAUCUAGUUUGUUCCUCCCCUUGAGGCCUGUCUGCAGCCGUUGGCGGAACCUCUUGUCAACAUCCACAGAGCAACUGCUUGUGGAGUGCACCCAAUCAGAUCUCUAUGGUUUGAUGAGACGCUUCACUGCAUCGUGUGUGUCUCCCACCUGAUAUCGAUUGGUUCCGCAGGAACACUGAGGGGCGGCUGGGUGCAGCUGACUUCCUUUUUGACACGGGAUGACAAGACGCCCCCGUGUUGAACUUGAAGUACCUGGCAGAAAAGGAUCAAGGCUGCCCACGAGAACCAGUGGGCACGAGAACGAAUCGUCAGAUCCAUGGAUCGAAACGGGGCAAUCAAAUCUUCUGGAGCUCG